ACCUGGGACCCCCGCUUCCUCAUAUGGACCCUGGAAAUCUCUGAUACCCUGUGAUCCCUUGACUUAAACUGUUCUUCCCCAAAUGUAGACAUGGGAGGGGCUCAGAAGAGAAGUGUCGUCUGACGUGGUUUCCUUAUUUCCCUUUAUUCACCAAGUUCUCUCUAACUGUUAAGUCACUCUGAUCUCUGACUGCAGCUCCUCCGGUUGGACACACCUGGCCAGUGCCUCAGAUCAAACCAUGGCUGAAACUAAAGGAGACAUGUGGAAUAUUAUAGACCCAUGGAUGUUUUCUAAUGACUACUUUUUAAAUUUCACUGCCAUGCCACCUGUAGAAGAAGAUUACAGCCCCUGUGACAUAGAGACUGAGACACUCAACAAGUAUGUUGUGGUCGUCACCUAUGCCCUAGUGUUCGUGCUGAGCCUGCUGGGAAAUUCCUUGGUGAUGCUGGUCAUCUUACACAGCAGGGUCAGCCGCUCUGUCACAGAUGUUUACCUGCUGAACCUGGCCUUGGCUGACCUGCUCUUUGCCCUGACCUUGCCCAUCUGGGCUGCCUCCAAGGUGAAUGGCUGGAUUUUUGGCACACCCCUGUGCAAGGUGGUCUCACUCUUGAAGGAAGUCAACUUCUACAGUGGCAUCCUGCUACUGGCCUGCAUCAGCGUGGACCGCUACCUGGCCAUUGUCCAUGCCACACGCACACUGACCCAGAAGCGCUACUUGGUCAAGUUUAUUUGUCUGGGCUGCUGGGGACUGUCUCUGAUUCUGUCCCUUCCCUACUUCCUUUUCCGCGAGGCCUAUCGUCCAAAAAAUUCCAGUCCAGUUUGCUAUGAGGUCCUGGGAAAUGACACAACAAAAUGGCGGAUGGUGUUGCGGCUCUUGCCCCACACUUUUGGCUUCGUUGUGCCUCUGCUGGUCAUGCUGUUCUGCUACGGAUUCACCGUGUGCACGCUGUUUAAGGCCCACAUGGGGCAGAAGCACCGGGCCAUGCGGGUCAUCUUUGCUGUGGUCCUCAUCUUCCUGCUCUGCUGGCUGCCCUACCACCUGGUCCUGCUCACAGACACCCUCAUGAGGACCCAGAUGAUCAAGGAGACCUGUCAGCGCCGCAGUGACAUUGACCGGGCCCUGGAUGCCACCGAGAUUCUGGGAUUCUUCCACAGCUGCCUCAACCCCAUCAUCUACGCCUUCAUCGGCCAAAAUUUUCGUCAUGGAUUCCUCAAGAUCCUGGCCAUGCAUGGCCUGGUCAGCAAGGAGUUCUUGGCACGUCAUCAUGUUACCUCCUACACUUCUUCCUCUGUCAAUGCCUCUUCCAACCUCUAAAAACCAUCAGUGAAGGAAUGUCUCUCCUCAUAAGGAAACAAUAACCAGUACCCUGAGGCUGUGUGCGGAAGGUGGUCUGGCUCUGGACAGACACAUCGCUGGGUUUUGAGGGGAUGCUAUGGGAUGUGGGGAAGUUAGGAACUGGUGUCUUCAAGGGCCAUGCCAACCUUCUGAGGAGCUGCUGAGGUACCUCCAAGGACCGGCCUUCGCACCUCCGUGGAAAGGAAGCACCGUCAUUCCUGCUGAAUGCCGCAUCUUUAACCCACUAACUGGCUAAUUAGCAUGGUCACAUCCGAGCCCCGAAUCUGACAUCAGAUGAGAGAACAGGGCGGAGGCUACGUCCUCAUCAGGGCUGGACGCUUUCAUUGACCCUCUCAGGAGCAUCUCCUCAACUCUGAGUGUUAAGUGUUGACCCGCCAGGCUGGUGGCUCUGUGUGCUCUGAUCUGAGCUCAGGGAAUGGUUUUCCCAUCUUGGGUGUGCUGCAGUGUCUGCUGGAGACGUUGAGCCAGCCACUCCCAAAACAGCCCUGUGAGGAGCUGGAAACACAUGUUUCCCUUGGGGGUGGUGGGUGAACAAAGGGGAGGAGGGUGUGGAAGCCAGACUUAUGCCACAAGAAUCCCCUUUACGCCCGUGACCAACAUUGCAGACACAUGUGCCGGCUACCUGCUGAGCCCCAGGUGGAACAAGACAAGCUGCCCUUAGCCCCACCCUCCUGCAGCUUCCAGGCUGGCAUGGAGCAUCAGCAGCCCCAGAAAGCCAUGCACAGUCACCAGUCCACUGGGCAGGCAGACAUUCCUAAUAAAAUUUCUGUUCCAUGCUUGUCCCCGUGGAAGUCUCCUGGGUGUGACAGGUCUAGUGUGUGCAGCGUUGCUGGCUGCUACUGCAGAAGAAUGGGGGCAGCACCUCCCAAAAGGGCGCCUCUCUGGGCUGAAGGGAGGUGUUCCCUGGGGCUUGAACUCCUGCUAGAACAGUCUCCUGAGGCACAGAAACUCCUGUUGGUGCCCAUACCCAGGCCAUGGAGGAUACCUUUGUCCACAAGCAAAAGGAAAUGCUCCUCCAGGGAUCUCAGCUUCACCCUGAGGUGAAUGUCAUCUUCUGGGUUAGACCUUGUCUGGAUUCCUCAAUUAUAUGAGCUCGCCUCUCCCUCCUCAAAUGCUUUCCCUGAGUUGCGGUGUUUUCCUGGGCUGUUUUCGCUCCUUGGAGACAGGACCUUGUCUGUUUGUUCACUCUAUGUCGUUGGUGCCUGGAGCCUGUUAAAAGCGCAAUAAAUAAUGAUCACAGGAAUGAACGGA
This is a messenger RNA of Sapajus apella (tufted capuchin), 2608 nucleotides long. It is a transcript of the gene CXCR1, whose product is annotated as C-X-C motif chemokine receptor 1. The coding region runs from base 239 to 1315 and encodes 358 amino acids. NCBI's taxonomy places the organism in Eukaryota, Metazoa, Chordata, Mammalia, Primates, Cebidae. The record is from RefSeq and is a predicted model, not a curated record. Gene Ontology annotation, cellular component: membrane. Gene Ontology annotation, biological process: G protein-coupled receptor signaling pathway; neutrophil chemotaxis; immune response. Gene Ontology annotation, molecular function: C-X-C chemokine receptor activity; interleukin-8 binding. The transcript has 2 exons.